Spodoptera exigua (beet armyworm) is the source of this 2675-nucleotide messenger RNA. Lineage: Eukaryota; Metazoa; Arthropoda; Insecta; Lepidoptera; Noctuidae. The record is from the annotation of a GenBank genome assembly.
GACAAAAAGUUAAAAGAAGAAAACUAGCAACAUUAACAAAAAAGUUUAAUUUUUAUAACGUAAUAUUUGUUUCAUUUUACAGAAGAAAUAAUUAAAAAUCUGAAAAUUGAACUAAUAAUCAAGAAUAAAAUUUAAUGCCACACUCAUCUGUCUUUCGCAUCUUUGAUUUAUUUCGACGUACAAAAAAGAAGUCCGGAAACGGUAAACUUGCCAGUUUCUUUCCGAGUUUCAGUUUCAUUCUUUAAUUCAUUCGCCGGCCGCCGUCAUUUCAAGUCACUGUGGUCACUCAUUCGCCGUACGUAUUCCGUCGCCAUCUUUCUUUUCACAACUUUUGUCGGCAGUAAGAAUUAAACAUGGGUACAGUGGAACGCGCUGGUGAUGACCACACUUCAGAGGUGGAGUCUGGAGAAGAGGAGGAAAUCGUUGGGGGCGGCGAGCUGGCUCAGCACCUCAUGAAAAGCGGCAUUACCCGCAACGAGAUGCUAGCGGCUAUCACCAACCGCAUCCACGUUGAGGCUAUGGCAUCUCUGCCACCGAACGUGCGCCGGCGCAUCCGUGCCCUGCGCACUCUGCAGAAAGAGUUUGUCGACAUCGAGGCUAAGUUCUACAGCGAAGUUCAUGCUCUUGAGUGCAAAUACGAGAAAUUGUACAAGCCUCUGUUUGAAAAGCGUGCUUUGGUUGUGAACGGUGGCUACGAACCCACUGAUGAGGAGUGUCUGAACCCCUGGCGCGAUGAGAACGAAGAGGAAGAACUCGCGCGCGCCGUGCAGAGCGCUGCCAUCACCGACGGUUCUGAAGAAAAGAAACCUGAAGAGAAGCCUGCCGAGCCACCUAUGGAUCCUAAUGUUAAGGGAAUCCCCGACUUCUGGUACACCAUAUUCAAGAAUGUUUCAAUGCUCUGUGAAAUGAUGCAGGAACAUGACGAGCCUAUCCUCAAGUGUUUGGAGGACAUUAAAGUGCAAAUGCAUGAGGAUCCCAUCGGCUUUACGCUGGAAUUCCACUUCGCGCCCAAUGACUACUUCACAAACACCGUCCUGACAAAGGAGUAUUCAAUGAAGUGCAAGCCUGAUGAAGAGAACCCUCUGGAGUUCGAAGGGCCCGAGAUCUACUCGUGCAAGGGUUGUGAAAUCAACUGGAAGAAGGGUAAGAACGUAACGGUUAAGACGAUAAAGAAGAAGCAGAAGCACAAGUCUCGUGGCUCCGUGCGCACCGUUACCAAGUCAGUCCAGGCUGACUCAUUCUUCAACUUCUUCUCGCCACCCACCAUGCCUGAUGACCCCAACUCCACUCUCGCCUCUGAUAUUCAGGCGUUGCUCACAGCCGAUUUUGAGAUCGGUCACUACAUUCGCGAGCGUGUCGUAUCCCGCGCCGUCCUGCUCUACACCGGAGAAGGUCUGGAUGACGACGAUGAUGAUGAUUACGAAGAAGAGGAGGAGGAGGAAUGCUCCACGGAAGAGAGUGAAGACGAGGAUCCGGCGCCGCGGAGACGGGGCAAGAAGCCCAUCAAGGGCGCGCAGGACAACCCCGCCGAGUGCAAGCCCCAAUAGUGCACGGGCAGUCGGCUGCACUACUGCGCCACUCUUAUCUAACUGUCGAGGUCUGUGCAUACGAAAUGUAUGUUUGGUGCUGAAUAUCUACUUGUCAUUCACUACAUUCGACUCAUAAGUUACUUAGUUCUCAUAAGAACUCUGAAUAAACUCGUUAUAAAAUUUAUUUUAAUUCUUUAGUUAUGUAGUGAGCGGCAACGUUCUUUAAUCAGUUCUAAGGUAAAAUGUAUUAAAAUAGACCUUCAUAAUCAAUGUUGUAUACGUACUCGCAGCGUCUAGAUACGAUCCACAAUUUCUAUAAAGUCGUCAAUACAUAAAGGAAUUUGAUAUACUUUGUCCUGUAUUUGUGAUGAUGUACUGCUUUGUCUAUGAAGAUAUACUGCCGUGAACGUAGGGGAAGAAUUAUUGUCACCACCGACCUCGCCAUACACAAAUGCACUAAAUUUAAUGCAGUGACUGAUAUGUAUAGGAUGCUUUUUAUUAGAACGUGAAAGAGUUUUACUUAGUAACCUCGCAAGCCGUCUUUCCUCCACAUUCCUGUUUCGUGUCAAAACACAUCAAAUCUUAAGGAAUGCUGCACAAGGCGCCUUCGAAACGGUGACGAGAGCUUCAUUGUUCGCUUUUAUUAAUUGUUGCAUAAUCCAGAUUGCAAACUGCAAGACCUUACGAUGUAUUAAUAGCGCUCAAUCAAUGUUGUCGCCCCCGCUUCGAAGCUGAGCGAUUUUAAUUAUCCGCCUUGUUUAUUAUUUUUGAUAAAUCUAAAUCGAGUGGGUGCUAACGGCACGAUAACUAGGCUAAUGCGACUUGUGAUGUAGUUAACACAACCUGUUAACGACACUUGUUUGAUGUAACGGUCUAUGAGACGGUAAUUAAUAUUAAAUGUUAUUUUGUAUAAUGCGCCAUAAGUAAUUACUUGAAACUUCAAUGCAAAUUGUUAUUUUAUGACCGGUAGGCGUUGUUUUAGGCGUAAUUGUUAUGUUGUUACUUAUAACUUCAUUAUGAUUGUAAGGCUAUUUGAGGAGCAGUGAUUCUUUUUUAUAAUGAUAAUAUAACGUAUUGCUCGCAUCGCAUACACCAGCUAUAGGGUAUUUGUACACGUAACAUUUUUAAAUAAAUUUCGUAAUUAAA